This is a messenger RNA of Rubroshorea leprosula, 1226 nucleotides long. The record is from the annotation of a GenBank genome assembly. NCBI's taxonomy places the organism in Eukaryota, Viridiplantae, Streptophyta, Magnoliopsida, Malvales, Dipterocarpaceae.
AAGAGAAGCUCCCGCCUUAUUACCUUCGUCUCUGUUCUCGCAAAUUUGAAGAGAAAAACCCAAAAAAAUCAAAAUCAUGAGGGACCCGAUUCCAUUGAGGACGAUCUGGAUCGUGAUCUCCUGGUACAGUUCGAACAUCGGCGUUCUUCUUCUGAACAAGUACUUGCUGAGCAGCUACGGUUUCAAGUACCCGGUCUUCUUGACCAUGUGCCACAUGCUCGCCUGCUCGUUGUUCAGCUACGCCGUCAUAGCCUGGUUCAAGGUGGUUCCGAUGCAGAGCAUUGGAUCCAGGAAACAAUUCGUCAAGAUCACCGGAUUGAGUCUUGUCUUCUCUUUUUCGGUUGUCCUCGGAAACGUUUCGCUUCGUUACCUUCCCGUGUCGUUUAACCAGGCGAUCGGCGCCACCACGCCGUUCUUUACCGCGAUUUUCGCUUACCUGAUGAGCAAGAAGCGGGAGACUUGGAUCACGUACGUCACGCUGAUUCCUGUGGUUGCGGGAGUCAUCAUUGCUAGCGGGGCUGAACCGAGUUUCAAUCUGUUUGGAUUUGUAAUGUGUGUCUCGGCUACAGCAGCAAGGGCGUUUAAAUCUGUGCUUCAGUCUAUUCUGUUAUCAUCGGAAGAGGAAAAGCUGAACUCCAUGAAUUUGUUGAUGUACAUGGCACCAAUAGCGGUGGCGAUCUUGCUUCCCGCCACUUUGUUAAUGGAAGGAAAUGUUCUUGAGAUUACUGUAGCUCUUGCUAGGGAAGAUAUCAAUAUAGUUUACUACCUGCUCUUCAAUUCUUGUCUAGCUUAUCUUGUGAACUUAACCAACUUCUUGGUUACCAAACACACAAGUGCUUUGACACUCCAGGUUCUUGGAAAUGCGAAAGGUGCUGUUGCUGUGGUGGUUUCGAUCUUGAUCUUCAAGAAUCCUGUCUCGUUAAUUGGGAUGCUUGGCUACUCACUCACUGUGCUUGGAGUUGUUCUGUACAGUGAAUCCAAGCAGAGGAUCAAACAAGACUCCUUCACGGAAUUGAUAUGCAAACUUGAAACUUAGAGAUGAGAAAGGAAAUCAGAGAAACGGUAUUCUUUAUUUUUUCUUUCUUUCCUAGCGGAUUGUAUGUUGGAACAAAGGAUACAAUAAUAUUGUACGAGCAUUUUUGAGGUAACAGACUUCAAAACUCUUCAAUUCAUUUGAUGCUUUAUAUUUAUUUCUCCGACUUUGUUAAUCAACAUGGUUCUUGAUU